AUGGCGGCCCUCGUGAAAGCCGUGAGGCUUUCUGGAGCAGUAAAAAAUGUUUCAAUGUUUUUCAAUAGUUUAUCGUUGUCAGUUAAUUCCAGAAUUAUUCCACCAACGGCUUCGCUUAUUCCGAGAAUAUGUCCCCAAAAUUCAUACAGCACAAAGCCACCCCCUCCCCAUCCUCUAAUGGCAUUCUUCGACGAUAAGAAAAACUGGGGUCAGACAACAGUAAAGACUGGACGCUCGUGGAAGCUGGACGAAUUGAGAAUAAAGAGCAAUGAAGAUCUUCACAAACUCUGGUACAUUCUACUCAAGGAGAGGAAUAUGCUCAUGACCAUGGAGCAUGCACAUGCCCAAGAGUGGGAGUAUUUUCCAAAUCCUGAGAGAAUCGAUAAAGUGGAGGAGAGCAUGGAGAAUUUGGAGAAAGUCGUGAGAGAGAGGAAUCAGGCUUAUCAUUAUCUCGAGACUGGGGUGCAUGGAGAGAGACCGAUGAAAACUGUUCGAGAUCAAUUGGGUUUGAGACGCUGGUACAAAAUGUGUCAACAUCCAAUCCCAAAAUGGUUAAAUAGCGGUUUUCGCAAGAAGUAUAUCUUUUCACAUGGGGGUUACGCAGUGUCGAAAUUCCUCAGGAAAUUCAAAGAGAAGAUGUGGCUUGCUAGACGCAGAGGAAUAACCGAACACAAAGCAAUUGUGCGAAAGAUAUUCCGAAGAUUUCCGAAUGUGGAUGUUGAGGCAGUUCGAGAGAAAUAUCCAGAUGUGGACAUUGACAAAGCUAUGAAAUGUAGGCGAUCCGUGGCGCACUACGUACCCCCCGAAUCUGACGAUUUUCCUCAAUAAAAACAUCUUUUUUUCCUGCUGCGAACAGCGGAAUUAAAAACACCAAAUGAAUGUCAAAAAUGCCAGACAUAGUGUCCCACAAUGUAAAUAAACACUCUACGAAUAAAAAAUUCAAGAUAAAA
Molecule: messenger RNA, 950 nt
Organism: Diachasma alloeum
Lineage: Eukaryota; Metazoa; Arthropoda; Insecta; Hymenoptera; Braconidae
Gene: mRpL47
Product: 39S ribosomal protein L47, mitochondrial
Exons: 5
Coding region: 1-828 (275 amino acids)
Biological process (GO): mitochondrial translation
Cellular component (GO): mitochondrial large ribosomal subunit; mitochondrial ribosome
Molecular function (GO): structural constituent of ribosome
Source: RefSeq, a predicted model, not a curated record